ACUGAGUCCCUUCGGUGCGCCAGGGAGGCCUAGGACGUCCCGUACGUUGGCGCGCAAUCCUCGCUGACUUCUGCAGCCCGGUUGACGUCGAGAGAGAUACGUCAGUGUUUGUAAGGAACGCGUGUUCGUCGCCGAAGGUCGGAUUCCGACCCUGACAUCGGGAAAACUCCGCGAAAGUGAUUGACUGACAUUAUUUCAUAGAAGGCGAAUUGUUUUCGUGCGGCCACAGGCAAGUUUUUAGGAGACUCCAUUUUUAUGGUUCCGGUGAACAUUUGUGGGUUGACGCGCCGUUUGAAGAGGAACGUUUCGCUUUAACCAGUCGUGAAUGACUCCACUGACCUGCCAUGACUCACCGAGACUUUUGCCAGAAGCCUAAAAUGAGGUGUAAACUCGGGAAAACAGUUCUCACCAGCGUUCGUAUGAUGGACAACUCUGUGUUAUCGGAACAAUUCGUGACCUAUGCACUCUUGUGUCGAGUCCUGCCCUAAGGAUAAUAACGUCCGGUUAACUUAUAAUGAAGUGACUGUGAUAAUUUUUCGGCAUUAAUGAGGAUUUAAAGUUCCUACAUACAAACGCUGUUGUUGUUAUUGUUGUUGACAAAACUUCUACUGCCGUUGUGUGGUGCAUUGAGAAGCGUCGCCUUUUGCCGUACUCGACGGUUCUACGGAAAUCAUUUUUUUCAUAGCUGCGUUUCUCCGCCUUCGAAAAGAUGACGGCUUGGUGGCAGUACAGACAAGUUUCCAGGUGCAAUGGCAGUGCCCAGUGUCAAAAGAGCCCACCAGGGGCGCCCGUGGGACUGGCCCUUGUCAUUGUUAUGGUAUCUGUCGCUGUAGCUAUUGCAAUCAUAGCUUUGUUAAUAAAUAAAAUGCGACGAAGACAGACUCCAGAUGAAGAUAUGGAACUAGAGAUUCCUACAGAUCCAUAUUUACAAGCAAUAAUGUUCCCGACGGAGCCCCGACCCGAGUGGCAUAGACACUUGCGACAGGUCCUCCAGAAAGCAGGUCAGAAGAUUUUUAAGAAACCGGAACAUCACGACACAAAUAUCCCGGAGAAUUUACGUUAUCAGCUUAAGCAGAUCUAUGUGUACUAGAGUCUUAUAGAUAUGCAUUAUUUAAUUGUCAUUAACAGCAUAAUCUUCAUUGGAACAAAAAAAAUUAAAUUAUUUUUGUGAUACAGCCUACAAUUGUUGAGAAAUAUUUCUGAAAGCAUCGACGCCACCCAACUGGGAACUUCUUAAGUAUAUUGUGCAAUUGUGGAAACUUGAAAAUUGUGUAUCCACAGAAUUGUAAGUAAUUUUAUUAAACCAAAUAAUUUAAAACUUUUAAGUAGAAAAACUAAUGUCAUAUUAGUUGGUUGCUAACGUUUAAAUCUGAAAGCAGUGGGUUGGCCAUGUAAGCAUAAGUAUUUUUCAGAGCAAUUGUACCAAGGCCAUAGACUUGGAUAACUGUGCCAUCAUUUCCUACCAUUCCAUUGCAAGAAGACGUAACACCAAGUUCCUUCAGACGUUUGGUGUUUUGUUUAUUGCUUUGUCAUAUAAUAUCGAUCAUAACUUCAUUCAUUUAUCUUAUGAAUAACAUAUUUAAUUGGUAUGUAUUGUUAAUUAAAAGUUUGUUAAACUUUCAUAUUUUGAAAACAGUGGGUACAUUUGGCACUGGCAAUUAUGUAAUGACAACUUGUUGGUCUUGAUUUAUGUUAUAACUAUUUAUAAGUGCCUCUGUGAAUAGUUCCUUUGCAGUAUCACAUGCAUUAUGUCAUUGUCAUUACUCCAGCUGCUACAGCAUUUUUUUCCUUUUAAGGAAACUGUUCCAGUGAUUUGAUUUUACUUUUUUAUAUAUUUUUUAAAAGUUGUUUAGUCAUAGUUCAUUCCUUGGGCAGUAACUUAAAUUGCCAUAUUUUAACUUCGUUUUAAUGUGGGGCAGUUUCUACUCAUUAGACUGUCGGCUUUGUAUAGCUCAAGAUGCCAAUAAAGCAGCUGGUGUAAAGACAUUUUCACGAAGACCAACACUGCUUAAGUCUUAGCAUAUUGUCACACUCCGCGUAAGAACAGCAAUCUUAGACUAGGUGUUUUGAUUUAAUCGACGACACCACUUAAAAGUUCUUCCAGUAUCGUGUGAUAGAUGUUGAUGGUGACGUAAGUAGCCUCUUAUGUGUGUUGUAUGUUCAUUGCUUCAGAUUCCUUAAUUUCACUUUUGACUGGAAUUUGACAGCUGCUUGUUGCUGUCGUACAUAUCCUCCCAAUCUCACCUUCAAAUAAACACAUUUUUGUAUAGUGGAAAUAGCUUUCUUUUACAGCAAUGCUGACUGAAAGAGUUCCUAUAACUCGAAAAUUCACCUGGAUAUUUAAUGUAUCAGUACACAUAGGUGGCGAAAAUCUAGGAUCUCAGGGAAUGUAAUAAAUAUACAAUCCUAGUUUUUAGCAUUUUUAAAGCAAAGAACCACGUUAAGUAACUCUUCAUUUAAUUUGGAAGCAAGUCAUCUCCUGACUACUGUAAUUUUAAAUUUCUUUGGAUGGUUAUCAAUUUUGUAUUAAUAUAAAUAGCGCAAAACCUUGAAACCAGCCUGAAUAGGAAGGUAAAACAACCAUCAUGCUAAUGUCUUGACUAAUAUUAAAUUUGACGUUCCUUUCCUCUUGAAGUGAAUUCUUGACAGGUAUUCAUAUUGUACAUUUAGAUUUUACUGUAAAUUAGAAUCAAAACGAGUGUGAGAACAUAACUGUAAUAUACGAAUGCGUUUGUCAGAAUUUUUUUGUAGGCUUUUUGUGUGGUUCAGUAAUGUGUACAACUUUUCUCCUGAGGAAAGACUUAAUUUUAGAGGGUUAAUCUGAAUGUUUUUAAUAAGUUUCACUGGAAAAUUUAGUUUGAUUUUACAAAUAGUUCCCCCCUCUUCCGAUGUAAAUCUUUUACAAAUAGCUUGCCUUUUAAUUUUUUUUCUUGUACAGUUUCCUCUUAUCUUCAGAGCUGAGGAUACUGUACCGAAGUUCUUUUUAGUUUAAUGGCUAAACAGAAUAUCUGCCAAUACCCAUGGAAUUAGGAAUUCUUAAACAGUUGUGUUAAUAGCUUUUGGCUUGAUUGUAAUUGAUGGAAAGGAAUCUCAAAACAAGCUCAGCAACAGUGAUUAUUCCUGAUCGGGCAUUAUUCGAGUGUUCCAGACAAAAACCCUCUUCCCACCACCUGCCUCUUGUAAAGGUAGCUUUUGAUUAUCAAUUUCUCUUCAUCUUCAUUUCCAAGUACCUAUUUGAACUGAAAGGUUGCAGUAUUAAUUACUUUGCAUACCAACUUAAUAGUUUGUCAGACCACUUUUGCUUAAGUGACAAUUUUCACAAUCUUGACACGUUUUUUCAUGUGAAUUACCAUUAGACAUUGUAACUAUCACUCGGUUUUGUAAUCAAAUUAUCACUGGAAUAUAGUUACUUUUAUAUCGAUUAUAUAUAGUAUAUGUGAGAGCUGUUUACUUUUAACACUUUUGUAUAACUUAAAUUAAAACAAAAACUAACUAGUAAGCUCACUGGUUUUAUAAUACUUCAGAAUACCUAGACAGUAUUCUGCCUCACUGAAGUUAUUAUGCCACAUAAAACAUUAAUUUAUUAGUAAUCUAUUGCACCAUUUACGAUGCUGAGAGUUAACAGAUAUUGUUGUUGAAGUACCUAUGAAACUAAGUCACCAGAGUACUGCAGGGAAUAUCCGAGUUAGGCUCGCUAUUAAAAGGUGCCAUAUAAUUAGAUCAGUAUAGAAGUCAUGUGCAGUUGUUGUACAAUACAAAAAUUGCAACUCCUACAAGAUGAAGGGAUAGUUUAAAGAUCAUAAGGCAAAAGGGUUGAGGAGCUUUUGGUCAAUGAGAGGAUUAUACCUAAAAGAAAUGUGCCAAGAUGAUAGAAUUCAAUGUAAUAAUUCUUAGUAAUGUCUUCCUUCCUUAUUGAAUUGUGCAGCUGAUGUUGUUACAGAAUUAAAGAUAUUAUAAUAA
Macrobrachium nipponense is the source of this 3960-nucleotide messenger RNA. RefSeq lists its product as uncharacterized. The coding region runs from base 710 to 1090 and encodes 126 amino acids. The record is from RefSeq and is a predicted model, not a curated record. NCBI's taxonomy places the organism in Eukaryota, Metazoa, Arthropoda, Malacostraca, Decapoda, Palaemonidae. The transcript is spliced from 4 exons.